Molecule: messenger RNA, 249 nt
Organism: Colletotrichum lupini
Lineage: Eukaryota; Fungi; Ascomycota; Sordariomycetes; Glomerellales; Glomerellaceae
Exons: 3
Coding region: 1-249 (82 amino acids)
Source: RefSeq, a predicted model, not a curated record
AUGUUCUACAAUCUUGCUGAAUAUGAGACUCACAACUCUGAUGGUACGCCAAAUGACAGUGCCACCUCGACAGUCUGCACCAAGGCUGGGUAUCAAACGAAAUACAACUCGGACCUUGGUCACUACGAGUGCUACUACUAUAGCGAGACACUGUUCAAAAACAUUGGACAGAGCAAUUGCGGGAUGAGAGAACGUUGUAUCAAAGCUGGAGCCACUGGAAAGGACUCAAGCUGUAGGGGAAAGGUGUAG